AUGUCUCGCGUUUCCGAUGCAGUAAAAAAAAUCAAAUUAUUAAAUCGAAAUGAUUUGGAGAGAAGAUUAAAUAUAACUAAUAAAUGGCCUUGCAGCCUUCACUCAACAAUAAGACACACUUUACUGUGUAGUCGUUUGUUGGGCCUACUUCCCUUAAGUGGUUUGAUGAAGUCUUCUAGCGGAGAGCUCAGAUUUACGUUUCGAUCCAUUUACACUAUUUACUAUUUAGUAACACUUUUUGGUCAAACGUUGAUGUUUGUCAUGACUUGCUGCUGGCUUGUCCAAAAUGGUAUCUCGUUGCCGAAUAUAACAAAUUCAGUUUUCUAUUCUUCAAGUCUAAUAUCAUCGCUGAUAUUGCUGAACAUUGGCAGAUUUUGGCCGAAGUUAAUAACCAAGGCCGAGGAGAUAGAAUCCACAUUACCUCCAUUUACAAGCAACGUCACUUUGUGGUGCAAUAUUACCAUGGUGUUCACUCUAGCAGCAGCUUUAGUGGAGCAUCUACUUUCUGUAUUUUAUGGGCUCACGGUGGCAUACUCCUGCAACCCCAAAGAUAUGUGCGAAACGUUUUUCCGGUUCAACAUGCCAUGGAUUUUUGACUACACACCCUACACUCUGUGGAAAGGAAUUUUAAGCGAGAUAUUUAAUCUUCAAUCCACGUUUAUAUGGAGCUACAACGAUUUGCUGCUAAUGGUGAUAAGUAUUUAUUUAACGGAGCAUUUUACUGUUCACAAUGAAUUGCUGAAGAUAGCUGUUAAGGAGGAGAAUUUUUCUUGUGCUGAAUUUCGUACUCAAUAUUUGAAAAUAGUACGUUUGGUGAGAUUAAUUAACGGGCAAUUUGGAAUUUACAUACUCACGUCCUUCGGUAUAAACUUGUAUUGGAUUUGCACUCAACUGUUUUACAGCUUAAAAAGAACGCAAACCGGUCAUUUUAUCGCUUGCCAGUACCGAAAUGCACACAAUUUCAUGGUUCUUCAGAUGUUUUUCUGUAAACAUUACCCGUAUUUAUUGCAGGUAGAGAGGUUUAUAGCACAAAUUAACAACAUCAAAGUGGCACUGAGCGGCUUAGACUUUUUCUACGUGACUAGAAAAAUGAUCUUAACUUUGCUCGGGACAAUCGUGACCUACGAACUAGUGUUACUGCAAUUUAAUAAAUAAAUUCAUGAUUUAAAAGUGUUAUUCGAAUAAAGAUCUACAUAAUGCAUUUUGUCCUUCAAUAAAAUUUAAAUAACUUAAAUUUUUCUUCAAUAUUACAACACAAAACACACAAGCUCAAAAUGAAGGAAGUCUCCCUUCAAGUCAAAAAAUGAAUCAUUUUAAAAAGGAACAUCAUUUCCACAGCGAUAUUGAUGAUAUUUUUUAAUUUACAUAUUAUUAUUUAUGGAAAUAACAAUUAUUAAUACGAAACACAUUAAUCAAGCUUUAACGCACCCUCAUAAUAAAAACAAAUUAUAAUAAAUCACAGCCGUGAUCCUAAGGGUUUUACCAUCAAUAAUAAUGCCUAUUAACGAGUAACACACAAUCCAUAGGGCAAUAGUUAAUGUAUUACUAAAACCCACGGGUGAUUACCAUAAGUUCUGAGUGCUCGUAAAUUGUAUUAGAUAUACAUCUAUAGCAGUUCAAACACAAUUACAGUAUUCCCAAGACUUGAAUGCACUCAACUUGAAUCAGGCGUCAUAAUUACAUUAGUUCAGGGCAAGUUCGUUUUGAAACACAAAAAAAAUGUACUUAAUGUUUUUCAGUCAAAAUAUUUAAAUACAGUUUGUGAAAGUUUUGUAUGUUUUUAUUUGAUAAGUGUUUGAAAAUUUGAAGCAUUCAUUGUUACGAUUAGAUAAUUACAUCUUUAUUUCGUUAAUAUUUAAUAUUAGUUCCGAAACACAAGUUUUGGAUUAUAAUUAUGUUAAAAAACUUUAAGUAUUAUACGGUACACAUACAGUACACAAUGUAUGCAAAAUAUACAAUUUUGUAUACAAUGUGUACCCAAUUGUAACCUAUUUUGUGUUUAAUAAAUAAACAAAAAUAAUUUUACCGUAUUUAAUGUUUUUUCUUAAAAAAUAAUUAUUUUGGUAAAAUAAUCUUAUAAUAAGACCAAAAAUGUUACAUGUGGAAC
Messenger RNA from Manduca sexta (tobacco hornworm), 2107 nucleotides. Its product is annotated as gustatory receptor for sugar taste 64f. Gene Ontology annotation, biological process: detection of chemical stimulus involved in sensory perception of taste; sensory perception of sweet taste. The transcript has 9 exons. Bases 1 to 1155 code for a protein of 384 amino acids. Gene Ontology annotation, cellular component: membrane. The record is from RefSeq and is a predicted model, not a curated record. NCBI's taxonomy places the organism in Eukaryota, Metazoa, Arthropoda, Insecta, Lepidoptera, Sphingidae. Gene Ontology annotation, molecular function: sweet taste receptor activity.